AUGGCUGUCUCUGCAAUUGGUUUUGAAGGUUAUGAGAAGAGGCUAGAAAUAACAUUUUUUGAGCUUAGCAUAUUUGUUGAUCCUGAAGGAAAGGGCCUUCGAACUCUUUCCAAGGCUCAUUUGGACGAGAUUCUUGGACCAGCUGAGUGCACUAUUGUUGAUUCACUAUCAAAUGAUCAUGUCGACUCUUAUGUCCUUUCCGAGUCUAGCCUCUUUGUAUAUCCUUACAAGAUCAUCAUCAAAACCUGUGGGACUACGAAACUGCUUCUUGCAAUCCCGCCUAUCUUGAAGCUGGCUGAUGCCCUUUCUCUUGCUGUCAAAUCUGUGAGGUAUACUCGUGGGAGCUUCAUUUUCCCUGGAGCUCAGUCAUAUCCUCAUCGCAGUUUCUCUGAAGAAGUUUGUGUCCUGGAUAGUUAUUUUGGGAAGCUUGGUGCUGAAAGUAAGGCUUGUGUGAUGGGUGGGUAUGACAGCCCACAUAAAUGGCAUAUUUACUCUGCAUCUGCAGAUCCUGCAAUCUCUUGUGACCAUGUUUACACCAUAGAAAUGUGCAUGACUGGCUUGCACCGAGAAAAGGCUUCUGUAUUUUACAAAACCCAAUCAGCUUCUGCGUGUACUAUGACUAUCGAUUCUGGCAUAAGAAAGAUUCUUCCAGACUCUAAGAUAUGUGAUUUUGGUUUUGAUCCAUGUGGUUAUUCAAUGAAUAGUAUUGAAGGAGCUGCUAUUUCUACAAUCCAUGUUACUCCAGAAGAUGGUUUCAGCUAUGCGAGCUUCGAAACAGUAGGAUAUGAUCCAAAAGAAGUGAGUCUGAACAACUUGGUUGACAGGGUGUUGGUUUGUUUCCAGCCGAGCCAGUUCUCUAUUGCUGUACAUGCCGGUGUUGCAGGUGAACAACUAGUGCAGACUUGUUCACUCGACGUUAAGGGAUACUGUCGUGGAGAAAGGAGCCUUGAAGAGCUUGGAAUGGGGGGUUCCAUCGUCUACCGGACAUUUGUUAGGACUGGGGACUGUGGUUCUCCUAGGUCUACUCUAAAAUGCUGUUGGAAAGAGGAAGAAGAGGAAGAAGAGGAUUAGUUUCAAUAUUCUAUUUCUUUAUGUUUUGCAUCUAUAUUUAAAUAAAAUAAAUGCUUUCAGGCUAUGCCUUGCCUGAUGACAGCAAUGUCAGUAGUAUUGAUGUUAUCUUCGAUUUUAUUUGCAUUACAAGUCGUAGUCCUUAAGGCCUCAAAUGUGAGGGCAGCAGUAUUUUAAAUGUUUGGGCUUUUAUGCAGACUUGUUAUUUUUAGUGGAUUCAUUCUACGUGUUAA
This is a messenger RNA of Hevea brasiliensis (rubber tree), 1301 nucleotides long. Its product is annotated as S-adenosylmethionine decarboxylase proenzyme-like. The coding region runs from base 1 to 1071 and encodes 356 amino acids. The record is from RefSeq and is a predicted model, not a curated record. Gene Ontology annotation, cellular component: cytosol. Lineage: Eukaryota; Viridiplantae; Streptophyta; Magnoliopsida; Malpighiales; Euphorbiaceae. Gene Ontology annotation, biological process: spermidine biosynthetic process; spermine biosynthetic process. The transcript has a single exon. Gene Ontology annotation, molecular function: adenosylmethionine decarboxylase activity.